GUAGCUGUAGUAUUUGCUCCAGACCAUCAGGUGGCAGUGUCGCACCAGCGCUCUUUCUGAGCCGUCCGCGGAUGAUUUUAAGUAGGCUGAGGUUACCUAGGAGUGAAAUUCAAUCCACGCUUGCCUGUAGCGUACAGUCAGUUAGAAAUUACGCCAACCUCGAGACUUGAUCCGUUAGGUUUGUUUGUUGUUACAUAUCAUUUCUUUGGCCGAAAGAAGCGAUGUCAGGCAGCUGCGGACGGAUUCCUCCUCCUUUCCCUGAUAAUGAAGAUCAGGAGGCUGAAUCGGACACUCGAGUGCUGGACAGCGACGAGGAUGAUGAUGAUGAAGGCGAGGACAUAUUCACCGGCGCGAGAAGUAACCCGAUCACACCCACCUCAGCUCCUGAUGAGGGCGAUAUCUUCAGUGAGGAGGGCUCGUACAUCAGGAGCGAUGUCCAUCACGCCACUAAUGGCCUUCACCCUGAUGAAGAAGAGCUGGAUCUGUUCACUGAGGCCACUGUAGAACUGACGCUUACCAACACCACUAGUCAAGGCAGGAGAGAGAUUAUUGGACCGACCGCAUCGGCUUGCAACACCACACAAGUUCCUAAUUCCAUACUCAAACCCAGCAUUGUCACCAAGACCACAGAGGAGUUGGAGGAGGAAGAGAGUGGAGACCAGUUUGAGCUGAACAUCGCAGUCACUAAUCCAGAGAAAAUUGGAGAUGGCAUGAAUGCCUACAUGUCUUACAAAGUGUCAACUCAGACUACACUGCCCAUGUUCCUUAAUAAGACGUUCUCAGUGCGUCGACGCUUCAGUGAUUUCCUGGGACUUUAUGAGAAGAUAUCGGCCAAACACUCCCUGCUGGGUUGCAUCAUCCCACCUCCACCUCAGAAGAGUGUAGUAGGGAUGACUAAAGUGAAGGUAGGGAAGGAGGAUUCAUCCUCAGCGGAGUUUGUGGAAAAGAGACGAGCAGCACUGGAGAGGUAUCUCCAGAGAGUAGUGGCUCAUCCAUCUCUAUUACAGGACCCGGAUGUUCGAGAGUUUUUAGAGAGAGAUGAGUUGCCCAGGGCAGUAAAUACUCAGACUUUGAGUGGACCUGGCCUCCUAAAGAUGAUAAACAGAGCGUCGGACGCAGUGAAUAAGAUGACCAUUAAAAUGAAUGAAUCAGAUAAUUGGUUCGAGAGUAAGCUGCAGGAAGUGGAGAAUGAGGAGCAGCUGCUGAGGAGGCUCCAUGCUGCUGUCGACUCAUUAGUAAACCACAGGAAAGAGUUGUGUAGUAACACAGCGGUGUUUAGUAAGAGUGUGGCCAUGCUGGGCAGUGUGGAGGAGAACUCUGCAUUGUCUCGUGCACUGUCACAGCUGGCGGAAGUGGAGGACAAGAUGGAGCAGCUGCAUCAGCAACAGGCCUUCAGCGAUUUCUUCAUCCUCGCUGAGCUCCUGGCCGACUACAUCAGACUGCUGGGGGCCGUGAGGUGCUGUUUUGAGCAGAGGAUGAAAGUGUGGCAGCGUCUACAGGAAGCUCAGAGCACAUUGCAGAAGAAACGAGAGGCCGAGGCCAAACUGCUCUGGGCAAACAAACCUGAGAAGCUGCAGCAGGCUAAAGACGACAUAAAUGAGGUUAAAUUAUCAACAGCGAAUGAUAAACACAACACGUGGGAGUCUAAAGUCAGUCAGUAUGAGAGAGAUUUUGAAAGAGUUACCUGUACUGUGCGUAAAGAAGUGCUCAGAUUUGAGAAAGAGAAAGCCAGAGAUUUCAAACAGCACAUAGUGAAAUACCUGGAGUCCCUGCUUCACACACAGCAUAGGCUGGUGAAGUGUUGGGAGGCUUUCCUGCCUGAGGCCAAAGCCAUCGCCUGAUCAGAGCCUAACCUUUGACCUUGACAACAGACAAUCAACAUUUCUCUUUUCCUAUUUCCUUUACUCUCUGUGAAAUGAAUCAAAUACCCUGUAUAUCUUAAUAUUUGUUCAUUGAUAAACCAAUCCCUAUAUUGUGAUAGUAAACCUGUGCAGUGACCCGUGUCACUGUUGACAACUGAAUGUUGAGUGUAAAGGUUAAAGGUCAGAGCGGGAUUAAAAAAAGAACAGCGGUGUGUGGAGUGCAGCAAGAAUAUUUUUUUAUGUGUGCACGUAUGUGUGUUUAGUGUUAUCCUUAAGGUUUUUAAUGGUGCUUAGCCUAUGUAGUGUUUUAGUGGAGACUUUAAACCACCUUUAAUAUUGCUGAGUGUCAUUCUCUCUGUCAUGGAUGUGCACAGACUGAACAUUUGAAGUUUGUAAUCCAGUCCAGAUAAUAGAGAAAAACACUUGAGAUGUUUCUGGGGCACUCAACCCAGCCUGAUGUUGCACCACAUGUUUAAAAUUACAGCAAAGUUAAGAGUACGAUAUAGAAAAAAAAGAAUGAAUCACAGACUGUGAAAGGAAAAUGUUUGGUGUCUUUUGAAUGAAGUCCCAUAUUUUGUGUUGAUAGUUUUGACUGAAUUGUAAUGUUCUCAAACAGUUGCACUGAUCUGGACUGGUCCAGAUAAUAGUCUACUUGCAGUAUAGGUGUACAAACAUUUCUAUUAAAAAUUCUAGAUGAAUGAUUGUUAAAACAUACAUUA
Sinocyclocheilus anshuiensis is the source of this 2581-nucleotide messenger RNA. RefSeq names its product sorting nexin-1-like. Gene Ontology annotation, biological process: early endosome to Golgi transport; intracellular protein transport. Gene Ontology annotation, molecular function: phosphatidylinositol binding. Lineage: Eukaryota; Metazoa; Chordata; Actinopteri; Cypriniformes; Cyprinidae. Gene Ontology annotation, cellular component: endosome membrane; endosome. The transcript is spliced from 15 exons. The coding region runs from base 222 to 1841 and encodes 539 amino acids. The record is from RefSeq and is a predicted model, not a curated record.